UGGACAAAGGUGGUGGGAGGCGAUGAUAUCACAGAGAGCUCUUGACAUCAUCCAGGCAGGACAGGGGUGCACGACAGGGGCAGCCUUGGAGAUCCCUGUGGCUUUGCUUCAGCGCGUCUCCAUCUCGAGGUCUCUCCUUGAGUACCGAGAUAAUUCACUUUUACCUACGUGAGCGUAACGAGGACCCUCUUCAGAGUUUUCUCUUCUUCAAUUAUUGAUUUUGCCAGAAAACAGACGUCCCUAUAUAGAAGGAUGGCCAGGCUCCUGCGGAGGUUCAGGAGGAAGGCUCUGCAGGUGCCCCCAGAGCCUUCGGGAAGGAGCGGCCAUCUUCCCAAGGGGCAGAGCCACCUCUCCGUCCCCGCUGGCGGGGAAGCAGCUCCCAUCCAGGCCAGAAGGCGGAAGAUCCCAGCCUUCUGGAGAACAAAGCCAGCUCCCGGUGCAGGCGCCGACCUGGGAGAGACCCCGACCAAGCCCAGGUGGAGCUGGCUCAGGUUGAGGUUUUGCGGACAGGACCCAGCCCAGGAGGGGCGCCGGGCAGGGAGGCUCUGGGGCCUGUUAUGUGGGCAGCAGCGGCCCCAGGAGCCCAGCCCUCAUUCCCAGCAGGGGGCAUCGCCUUGCCUGGGCUCUGAGGAUCUUUCAGCCCCCUCAGACCAGGAGGUGGAAGAUCCCAGCACUAGCACCAUCAGCGCAGCACGGGACAGCAGCAGUGCCUGGGGCUCCAGCAGCAGCGACGCCUCUGGACGCUGCUGCUUUGUUCCAGGGACCCCCACGGAGUCAGCGGCGGAGGAAUGGCUGGAGAUGACCACAGAGGAAGCUGCUCUCAAGGUCAUCGGAGAGCAGCUCCAGGGCAGAGACAAGGAUGAGGGGCAGCAGCUCAGGUUCCUGCGGGCCAUCUACCCCGCGUGUCUUGCUGCACAGGACCGAGGGCAGGACACGCUGGAGCCGCACUGCUGCAAGGCGGCUGUGGUGGAGAGGAUUGUGGUGAGUGAGAAUCCGUCAUCCGGCAGCUGGAGGGGGGAGAGAGACGUGGGAUUGGCCGGGGUAUGGCCGGGCUAA
Molecule: messenger RNA, 1056 nt
Organism: Mauremys reevesii (Reeves's turtle)
Lineage: Eukaryota; Metazoa; Chordata; Testudines; Geoemydidae
Exons: 4
Coding region: 253-1056 (267 amino acids)
Source: RefSeq, a predicted model, not a curated record